Engraulis encrasicolus (European anchovy) is the source of this 1275-nucleotide messenger RNA. RefSeq names its product major histocompatibility complex class I-related gene protein-like. The record is from RefSeq and is a predicted model, not a curated record. Lineage: Eukaryota; Metazoa; Chordata; Actinopteri; Clupeiformes; Engraulidae. The transcript is spliced from 6 exons. Gene Ontology annotation, cellular component: external side of plasma membrane. Gene Ontology annotation, biological process: immune response. Bases 1 to 1275 code for a protein of 424 amino acids.
AUGGGACAGGAGAAGGCAGUUAGCAGCAGUGUAGUCAAUGGCCUGGAGGUCAGCACUAAAAACAUCCUGCAGGACCUGUGCAAACAAAACCAUGCCUGGGAUAAAGACCUACCAGAGCACCAUGUGCAGAUGUGGCAGGAGUGGCUGACUGGACUGAGACACAUUGGAGAGCUUGCAGUCACCAGGUGCAUGAAGCCUGCGCAGUUUGGGAACAGAGGAGAGAAGAGGGGAAGAGGUAGAAGUGGAGUUGAGGGGGCAGCUGCAGCUAUCCAUUCCAUGACGUAUUUCUAUACAUCAUCAGAGGGAAUCUCAAAUUUCCCAGAGUUCAUCUGUGUAGGGGAAGUUGACGGCAUACAGAUCAGUUACUAUGACAGUGAAAUAAAGGAGGCAGUCCCCAAACAGGAUUGGAUGGAAUUUAAGCCAGACUACUGGAGAGGAGAGACCCACGCAGCCUUAGGAUAUAUGUAUGCUUUCAAAGCAGACUUGGAUAUUUUAAAACACCGCUUUAAUCACACUAAAAGGGUACAUACCGUUCAGAAGGAGUAUGGCUGCGUGUGGGAUGAUAAGGCUGGAGUCACUGGUGGCUUUGAAAGGUUUGCAUAUGAUGGGGAGGACUUCAUGGCACUAGAACUGGACAAUCUGAGAUGGAUAGCAGCCAAGUCACAGGCAUCUACUACCAUAGUCAAGUGGAACAGUGAUGCGUCGGACCUUAAAUACAGGAAACAUUAUUUCCAGAUUUGUGCUGAGUGGCUGAAGAAGUAUGUUAGCAAAGGACAGCAUGCUCUGAAACGUAGAGUUCCUCCAGAGGUGUCUGUAUUCAAGAAGGAUUCUGAGGUAGUGUGCCUUGCUACAGGCUUUUAUCCGGCAGUGAUGAUCAUGUGGUUGGAGGAUGGAGUGGAGGUGGAGGACGAUGUGGAUGUGGGAGAGACGCUGCCCAAUGUAGAUGGAACCUUCCAGAAGCGAGUUGUUCUCACUGUCCCACCUGAGGAGAGGAAGAAGGCCCAGUACUCCUGUGAGAUCACACACAUGAGCAGAGCAGAGCCCGUUAAUAUGAUUCUGCACAGCGCUGAGCUGAACCGCAAUGGCAAUGGGGACUCUGGCAUUGGCAUGAUCAUUGGCGUCAUUGCUGCUGUUCUCGUGGGACUUAUUGUUGGCAUUGUUGUCAUAGUUAUGAAGAAGAAGGCUGGGAAGGAGUAUGACAAGGUUUCAUGCCAGGACACCAGUUCUGACAUCUCCAACCCCAUUAACCCAGAGCAGAUAGCUUUCAUCUCUUAA